CAAACCGAGACAGGAACUGACAUGAUCCUACCGGAAGAGUGCAUUUGGUAUGAAAAUACAUCUGCGCGGAAUUAUACAAUGAAACAUAGCUAGUAGCCCCAGUUUAUUUCUAAAUUCUUUCUUUUAACCACUGUUUAUAGAGAACUAUCAUCAUGGCCAAUUUUACUGAAGCGGAUUUACCACCAAAUCUGACUUGCCUCAAAAAUGUUGAUACCCUUCUCCGAUGUCCUAUUUGUUUUGAGUUCCUGAGUAUCGCAGUGAUGACAAAAUGCUCUCACAACUUCUGCUCUUUGUGCAUAAGAAGAUGUAUGUCCUACAAGUUGCAAUGUCCAGUGUGUAAUUCACCUACAACAGAACAGGACCUAAGAAACAACCGGAUACUGGAUGACCUGGUCACAAACUUUCAAACUGCAAGGCAGCAGUUGUCAAAAGCUAAUUUCGACUCACCUCCAUUAUCCCCGAAGACCCCAGCCUCUGCUGUCAAGUGUAAAACACACAGACAGACCAUGGGCCCCAAGAAGGAUGGCUCCAUCCUCAGUCACUUUUUCCAGAAGGGGCCAAUCACUUCCACAACAUCUCUCACUACAGAGGCCCUGCUAGCACAUCAUACACAAACUGUGAAAGUAGACCCUGGUCAUCAGGUCUCUGUGAACAAGGACCCCAUGGAGGAGGAGAUACCGGUGCUGGUGUCUGUGAAGAUUGAGAAGAUGGACAUCUCCAUGACAGGGCUGGCGUCUCUGGCUGACUCACCGUCCACAUCACAGGACAUGAAGCCUGUAGUUAAAGUGGAGUGUCCUGUGUGUUCUGUGGGCAUCUCUGAACAGCUCAUCAACAAGCACCUGGACACCUGUCUGACCCGAGGGGAGAAGAAGGAGAGCCUUAGGAGCUCCCUAGGUGCUAAGAGGAGGCCGAUGGGGAAGCUGGUGUACACGCUGCUGUCCGUGCAGGAACUGAAGAGGAGGCUGAAGGAGUGCCACCUCUCUGUCCAGGGUAACAAAGAUCAGCUGGUCAGGAGGCACCAGGACUUUGUACAUUUCUACAACGCCCAGUGUGACGCCCUGGAACCGAAAUCAGCCAAAGACAUUGCCAAUGAAGUGGAGGCCAACGAGAAGGCCAGGAACCGACUUCAGGGGAAAACCAAACGUGCCAUGGACUUCUCAAAGAAUCAAAGUGUGGGGAAGAUCGACGAGAUGCAGUCAACUUACAUCUUGGCCUGUCUGCUCCUCCCCCAUCUACUACAAGCAGAACAAGCAGGCCCGUUGCCCUGGCGACUCCAGAUUCCACACAGACACCGGAAGCAGCAUAACAGUGAGUUCUCCCGCCUUAUCGCCCAGGUCCGGGGUCGCCUGGAAAAGACCAGGAAGAGGGAGAUGAAACAGAAAGUGAGGCAUGAGGGAGUAGAGGAUGACCGGAGAGCGGGCUCCAGCUCUGCAGAUAAAGCAGCAGAACCGGAACAGAGGGAUCCCAGUCCCAGUGACUCAGAGGCCUUCUGCAUAUUGAUGACAUCACCAGUGCAGGAGCCCUCUGAGGAGCAGCAGCAGCCUUCUGUUGUAGAGGUCAUUUCCAGGUCACCCAGCUGUCUCAGUGACUUGUCCAUCAGCAGUUCCGUCUCCGAUGUCUUCGCUGACAGAUGCUAUGAAGUUUCAGAGAACGCCUCGCCGAGUGGGAAGUGGGCUUUCUGCUCCAGGGAGGAAGACUCUGCUCUGCCCUUUGUCAUGGGAAAACGAGCACGGAAAACCUGAGGAGGAAUGCUGGGAAGAGGACAGGAAAGAUCUGAGCUGAACUCUGUUAAACGCCUUUACCUUCAUUACUUUAAGCACAUUUUCAGGAUAUGGCAAGUUAUGCAAUAUAUUUUAUACAUAUGUGUCAUUUUGUAAGUAUUGAUAUCUUUAUAAGAAAUUUUUGUUUUUCAUGGACUAGUCGCUAAUUGUUCUUUACAUGUACUGUCAAGUGUACAUAUUAACAUUGUAAUAAAUAUUUCACAUUUUA
This is a messenger RNA of Salvelinus fontinalis (brook trout), 1989 nucleotides long. RefSeq names its product E3 ubiquitin-protein ligase RAD18-like. Gene Ontology annotation, biological process: DNA damage tolerance; protein monoubiquitination. Gene Ontology annotation, cellular component: Rad6-Rad18 complex; nucleus. The coding region runs from base 153 to 1742 and encodes 529 amino acids. The transcript is spliced from 14 exons. The record is from RefSeq and is a predicted model, not a curated record. NCBI's taxonomy places the organism in Eukaryota, Metazoa, Chordata, Actinopteri, Salmoniformes, Salmonidae. Gene Ontology annotation, molecular function: single-stranded DNA binding; ubiquitin protein ligase activity.